Molecule: messenger RNA, 1245 nt
Organism: Gadus macrocephalus (Pacific cod)
Lineage: Eukaryota; Metazoa; Chordata; Actinopteri; Gadiformes; Gadidae
Exons: 4
Coding region: 1-657 (218 amino acids)
Source: RefSeq, a predicted model, not a curated record
AUGUACAAGUGGCAAAUACAAUCUGUGGAGCGGUGUGAUGACAUCACCGCCUUCUCCCUGCCGUCAGCCCCGUUGUCGUGUGUGCCGCCGGCGGGGCUGGGUCGACCUAAUGGGAAGCACCUGAAGCUGGGCGUGGCUAUUAAAACACGCAAAAAGGAACAAGUGACCCAGAAAGAGGAAGAGGAGGGGGACAAGCCGGAGGAAGAGCGAGGGCAGAUGGAUGCUGAGGGUGCAGCAGUUCAGCCGAUGACUCAAACACACGCGAGAGCGGCAAGGAGAGCCCGGAGCCCCCGCCGACCCCCCUCCGUCCCCCCGGACACAGCACCGCCUCCCCGAGCCACGUCGCCCCUCCCGGGGGAGAGCGUGAGACGGGAAAGAGCGCUGUCGGGAACGCCAUCCUGGGGGGGCCCUCGGGAACGCCGACCUGGGCAGAAGGAGCUGAACGACCGCGGCCUGGACCUUCAAACCAAAGUGUCCGGGAGCUCAAGGCCUGGGGGGGGGGGGAAGCUAGAAGGUAAAGAGGAGCGCCUCGGGGAACGGGAACGGGAGCGUCUCGGCUGGGGCGCAGAUUUAGAGACGCAUGGUCAGACGAUGAGUGUCAAGCGGAAGCAACUCCAAGGCAUUGCCCGCGGUCUAUCUCAAGCCCAGGAGGGGUGACGUGGCCGAGAAAGGCAUCUGAAGGAGAUGAGCGACGAGCAGGAGGGCCUUGAAUCAGGGCAAAUGGCGACCGGCUAUUGUGGAGGAGACGGGGAUGACUGCGUCAGCCAAAGAUCAUGCAACACAACACGCGGCGGAAGACCCGCGAGAUGCAACGGAGCCAGUCCCAGUGGAUGGUCAGGAAGAGGAAGGAGGAGGAAGAGGAGGAGAAGAGGUGGAUGGGGAUCAGAUAGAGGGAGGAUCAAAGGGGAGAAACAGCUCUGUCAGCCCCCGAGAACAGAAGACAAAACAAAAACUGGGGGAGGGAGGAUGAGGGCCCGCCGGAGGGAAAGGAAAGGGGGGGGGGGGGUGUGUGUGUGUGUGUGUGUGUGUUGACCCUCCGGGGGGGGGCGGAAGGUCAAGGAGGCCGAGUCCAAGCUCAGGGUGCUGGUGCUGGGGGAGUCUCGCUGCCCCUUGGCACUCGACAGGGACCACCGCGUCAAGAUCGGCAGGCGCCGCGUGACGCUACGGCAACGGGAGCGGGUUCUUCGGGGGCGUUUUCCGGGGACCGGCCCCCCAAGGUGGUGCCGCCAGGGGCUUACAGAUCGC